AUGACCGAAGCACAAUCCCCCAGCUCAUUCGAGCAGCUCAAGGCCUACCCUUUUACCUCCGACCCCGAGUUCGCAAAUGGCUUAGCCAUCAUCCUGGGCCAUGCCGGCACGCCAGCCUCGGAGGCGGAGAUGAGCCGGGACGAUGAUCUUGUCUUGCAAGCUAAAUGUUUCUUCUUUUCGAGGAAGCAAAAAAUCACACCUCCUAUCAACUUUGCCACAUACAAAGCUUGGUUGACCGGGGCAUCGUCGGAGUCGAACGCUGCGACAGCUGUAUCGGAACAACCCCAUGAACCCUCAACUGAGACUACUGUUGCUAGUACCGAAUCAUCUACAUCCGCAGAACCUGCCUACCCAACUUCAUUUGCACACAUUGUGGAACUCAUCACAACUGGUCAACCAAUUCCUGGUAUUCAGCAGAUCCCAGACACGGUAUUGGAGGGACAUGAUCUCUCAAGUGAGAAGCCACGCCGGCGAAAGCCUUGGGAGAAGGAUGUCCAAGAGAAGGAACCCGUACAGGAGGAGAUGGCAAGCAACGCUGCUUGA
Messenger RNA from Penicillium subrubescens, 543 nucleotides. RefSeq names its product DUF5572 domain-containing protein. The transcript is spliced from 2 exons. The record is from RefSeq and is a predicted model, not a curated record. Bases 1 to 543 code for a protein of 180 amino acids. Lineage: Eukaryota; Fungi; Ascomycota; Eurotiomycetes; Eurotiales; Aspergillaceae.